AUGGCCAGACAACGGCCCAACAUUCACCGCCAGGACCCUCUUGAGGACUCAUCCGCUGCGCCCUCCUCCGCCACUGCCGCCAGGCCCCUCUUCCCUCAUUCAACCUCCACUGUCCUCGUUCCUCAAGUCUCAGCUGCUCAUGUCCUCCAGGGUCACUCGCUCCGCUGCGAGACUAGCUGCCGAACCCCCUCCUUCCGGCACCAGUUCCUCUUCCGCAACCCCCGCCGCUGGUUCGGCCUCGACGAGGAAGCGCAAGGCCCCGCCCGAAGCGACCCACCCGUGCCCGCCGCCGGACAGCCAACUUCGUCCUCUCCGCCCCAGAGGAACAAGAGACAGCGGCGUACAUCUCCCAAACCAACUCCGGCUCCUGUGGCGUCGAGCCGCAGCACCAGAAAUCGCCCAGCUAUGUCCCAGCCUGGUCCGAGUUCCGACCCCGCGGAGGAGACUCCGAAGAAUCAACCAUCGCCCCCUGCAUCGCGGAGGAAGUCCAACAGAAACGGCAAGCUCGCACAAGGUAAGGGAACGCUGAAAUCACCACUAGGGCGGUUCUGCGACGGGCAAACUGACACAGCUGCAACAGAGCGUCCUUCCACCGCCCAGUCCCCACCACCCCGCCGACAUAAGAAGCGUUCACCCCGAAACAACCCGGACGUGUUUAUGAAAGAAGCGGACGAGGACGUGGAGGGGGAAGAGCAUGGCGAAGAACAUGAUUCUUCUCCGCCAAGUGAUAGUAACGACGGCACAAACCCAUCAGGCAUCGAUGAUGAGGAAGGGGAUCUCUUUCAUAACAGUUUGUUUGGGUCACGCAGCCCCCUCGGGCUUCAAAGUACGCUCAGAGCCUUGAGUGGUAUGAUGUCGGGCAUGUCUUCCCGCUUACGGGAAAUUCUGAGCAAUCUGAGAGCCAAAGAAGAUCCCUCCCUCCAGCUGAUUGCUCUGCAGGAGCUGUCAGAUCUCCUGCUCGUAUCUAAUGAGGACAAUCUGUCGGGCCAGUUUUCCCCGGAUCCGUAUGUAAAAGAAUUGGUCGCGUUGAUGCAGCCGAAUGACUUUGGCGAGGAGAACCCUGAGAUCAUGCUCCUGGCGUGCCGUUGUUUGGCCAAUCUGAUGGAGGCUUUGCGUGGUUCGGUGGCCAAUGUCGUCUAUGGCGGCGCCGUGCCGAUUCUUUGCCAGAAGUUGCUGGAUAUUCAAUUUAUUGACCUGGCAGAACAGGCUCUGAGCACUCUUUCCAAGAUUUCCGUGGACUUCCCAGCAUCUAUCGUCCGGGAGGGCGGGUUGACGGCCUGUUUGACAUAUCUGGACUUCUUCCCGACAAGCACCCAGCGAACGGCAGUCACAACGGCGGCUAACUGCUGUCGCAAUCUGCCCCACGAUUCAUUCCCUGUCGUACGGGAUGUCAUGCCAACCCUCCUGAACGUCCUUUCAAGCAGCGAUCCCAAGGUUGUCGAGCAGGGGUGCCUCUGCGUGUCUCGGAUUGUGGAAAGUUUCAGGCAUAAGCCCGAGAAGCUCGAGGAGCUCAUCGAGCCUGCGAUGCUGAAGGCCGUCCUUCGUCUGCUGUUACCGGGCACAACCAACUUGAUUGGCCCGCACAUCCACACGCAGUUCCUUCGUGUCCUGGCGAUCACAUCGAAGGCCAGCCCUCGACUGUCAAUGGAGUUGCUUAAGAUGAAUGUGGUUGAUACCCUGUACCAAAUCUUGACGGGCGUGUCGCCGCCGGAGAAUUUGGAUGACACCGCUGUCAAAAUGGACAGUGUCCUUGUCAUGCAGGCACUGAUCCACCGCCCCAGGGAACAAGUCUUUGAAACUUUGAACGUCAUCUGUGAACUCCUUCCUGGGGUUCCCAGUCGUGCGCCAAUUUCGUCGGUAGAUCCGUGGCUCGGUAACCCUCUGGACAACGACACAGCCCUGGGGCUGAAGUCCCCCAAGGCCAAGGAAUCUGCCGAGAAGCGACGAGCCCUGUUGAUGGACUGCAAAUCUGAGCUCAAGCGCUUUGCCAUGAUUUUGCUGCCAACCUUGACCGACGCGUAUUCGAGCACAGUCAACCUGGAGGUCCGCCAGAAGGUCCUGAUCGCCCAACUCAAGAUCCUGCAUCAUUUGGACUCUAGUGUCAUCGAAGAGGCCCUGCGGACUGUGCCUUAUGCGUCAUUUCUGGCCGCAAUCCUGUCGCAAAAGGACCAUCCGUGCCUUGUUUCGUUGGCGCUUAGGUGCUCGGAGCUGCUCUUCCAACGAUUGGAAAACGUUUAUCAACACCAAUUCCACCGGGAGGGUGUCGUCGCGGAGAUCUUCAAGCUGGCAGAAGAGCCCCUGUCUGCAGAGAAGCAGGCCAAGGAUACCGGGGACACAGCGACUGCGGGAACCAUGGACACUUCGGAGGAUUCUCACCAGCAAGACAAGCCGGAGGCUGCCGAGCCGGAUGCCCACACCGAAGCCCACGGCGGCGCCGACGAUGAUGUCCACGACGACGACUACGAUGAGCAGGAGGAUCAUGACGAGGACAAUGAUGACAUGUCCGAGUCUGACGAGAGUUCUUCCUCCUUCUCUGGGCCGGUGCCGUCAACCCGGAUUGAUGAUGCCAUGAAUGACCUCGUAGUCCGCGAUGCUCGCGCGUUCGUCGAGCUCUACGAAGCUAGUCAGGGCCGGGACAUGCGGAGCAAGGCCUUGGAGAUUCUAGAGGAGCUGAAGAGUCUCGCGACCGACAUCGAAGCUUGUUACCUGAAGGGUGCCGGCGGAGAUGGUCUCUCGCUUUUCAAGAAGUUGGCCACAUACUUCGAUGGAGAUGCGUUGGAAAGCAUCACCAGCUCCGAGUUGCUCAGCUCUGGAAUAAUCAAAGUCCUUUUGGACGUUUUUGGCGACUUCCAAGAGCCGUCGAUGCGUGAGGCUCGUGCUGCGUUUUUGCAGGCUUUUAUGGGGACAAAUAUCUCAGCAAAGGCCCAGAGUCAGAGUACGGCCACUACCCCAUUUAGUGUACUUGUCCAAAAGUUGCAAGACUUGCUCAGCCGGACUGAGCAUUUUGAGGUGGCUACGGUUAGCCACAACUCGCUGGAGAACACGCGCAGCAACGCUGCGUACAUGCUAGGAAAGCAGCUGAGACUUCGGUUGGUGGCGGAGGACGAGUCUGACAUCCCCCGCCCUUAUCGAAACAUCAUGGUCUCUAUCCACGCCAUCGCGACUUUCAAGGCGCUGGAUGAUUUCCUUCACCCGCGAAUUAGCCUUUCGGAGCGACCCAAACCGUCACGCAACCGCGAGACUAUCCUUUCCCAGAUUGCUAAUGCAGCACGGCUCCGGGAUCAGUUGACCGGAAACAUGGAACUCUCCGGGGGUGAGACCUCGUCCUCACUUCCUCAGCCGUCCGGAAGUACAGGCCGACCUCCCCGUCCGGACGAUCCCAACUCCGGUACCAAGGAGUCGUCGAACGAGAGUCGUGACCGUAGCUCCAAGUCUAGGCGAUCUGGCCGGCACCAAGCCACCGAAGGCGACGACGACGAACCUCUCGAGUGCGCCGAUGAAAGGCAGUUGAGUGAGGACGAGGAUGAGGAUGACGAGGGCGAUGACGAAGAGUUAAACGCCAUUGUGGAUGACUUUGACGACGAUAUCUCAGAGGACCCAACCCAUGACCCCACCGCGGUGAACAUGGAAGUGGCCUCGACUGGGAAAGUGACAGCGCGCAAGGAGGACGGCACCCGCAUUGCGACACCGUCGCAGUCUACGCCCGCUUCCAAGCCAUCCUCGGGGCCUAGCUCGGGAAUGCAUCCAAGGGCAAGCGGCUCACUGGCCACGGCCGGCCGCCCAUUCUCUUCUUACGCCGCUGCGAUGGCUUCGAUUCCUAACGACUGGCACAUCGAGUUUACCGUGGACGACCGACCUGUUACGAGCGAGACAACCGUUUACCGCGCUGUCCAUCAUAACCGUGACCAUCGGGACGCCAACCCACGCAAUGUGUGGUCUGCCAUUCACACCGUUAAGUUCAAGCGUGUCCCUGGUCCCCCACCUCCGGAGUCCUCUAUCUCGCCCGAUCCCUCGCGAUCUGCUGCGGACGAGGAGCGCAACGAGAUGCCGCACUCCCUCAGCCAAGAGACAACCACCGCAUCUAUCCUUCGUCUGCUCCGUGUCCUGCACGAGAUGAACACAACGCUGGACGAUAUUGUCGCCGAGACGAAGGAGUUGGGCGCACUCAAGCCCGAGCCACUGGCCCAGUUCAUCAAUACGAAACUCACGGCCAAGCUCAACCGGCAAUUGGAGGAGCCGCUCAUCGUAGCAAGUAAUUGUCUUCCCAGCUGGAGCGAGGAUCUCGCCCGUCUUUUCCCCUUCCUGUUUCCGUUUGAGACUCGUCACCUCUUCUUGCAAUCGACCGCCUUCGGCUACUCGCGGGCGAUGAUGCGGUGGCACAACUCCCAGGAGGGCGAGGACAGACAUGACCACCGGCGGGACGACCGACCAUUCUUGGGACGUCUCCAGCGCCAGAAGGUGCGAAUCUCGCGUAGUCGCAUCCUGGAGUCUGCCAUGAAGGUCAUGGAGCUGUACGGGUCGUCGCCCAGCGUCCUAGAGGUUGAAUAUUUCGAAGAAGUCGGGACGGGACUGGGACCUACUCUGGAAUUCUAUUCCACGGUUUCGAAGGAGUUCUCGAAGAAGAAACUCAAAAUCUGGCGGGAGAAUGACUGCCGCAACUCGGAAGAGUACGCAUUCGGCAAGCGGGGGUUAUUCCCAUCGCCAAUGAGUGAAGAGCAAGCUGAGUCGGACGCCGGGAAGAAGCAGCUGCAACUGUUCAGGAUCCUUGGCAAGUUUGUUGCACGCUCGAUGCUUGACUCCCGGAUCAUCGAUGUCUCGUUCAAUCCCGCCUUCUUCCGCAUCGCUAAUAGCUCUAACUCCGUGGUCCCGUCUCUCGGCACGGUCAAAGCCGUUGACCAAGAUCUGGCCAAUUCGCUUCUCCUGCUGAAGCGGUUCGCUAACGCCAAGACUGCCAUUGAAAAGGACCACAGUCUCUCGGAUACGCAGAAAGAACAGGCGCUCCAGAAGGUCGAGGUGGACGGGGUCAAUGUCGAGGAUCUCAGCCUCGACUUCACUCUUCCCGGAUAUCCCUCGGUGGAAUUGAUCAAGGGUGGAUCUGAUAUCUCCGUCACCAUUGACAACGUGGAUACGUACGUGGACCGCGUGGUCGAUAUGACGCUGGGCAGCGGCGUACGACACCAAGUGGAGGCAUUCCGCAAAGGAUUCUCGCAAGUGUUCCCCUAUGCGGCGCUUCGAACCUUUACGCCUAGCGAGCUGAUCAUGCUAUUUGGUCGAGCGGAGGAAGACUGGACGAUCGAGACUCUCACGGAUUCGAUCAAAGCGGACCAUGGGUUCAAUAUGGAUAGCCGCAGCGUGCGCAAUCUCCUGCAGACCAUGAGCGAGUUGAGCGCGCAGCAACGACGGGAAUUCCUGCAAUUCGUUACUGGUAGCCCGAAGCUUCCGAUUGGAGGAUUCAAGAGUCUCACCCCCAUCUUCACGGUGGUGUGCCGGCCCAGCGAACCGCCUUAUACACCAGACGACUACCUGCCGAGCGUGAUGACUUGCGUGAACUACCUCAAGUUGCCGGACUACAGCAGCCUGGACGUGCUCCGCGAGCGGUUGACCGUGGCCAUCAAGGAAGGCCAAGGGGCGUUCCACCUUUCUUAA
Messenger RNA from Aspergillus campestris IBT 28561, 5646 nucleotides. RefSeq names its product HECT-type E3 ubiquitin transferase UFD4. Lineage: Eukaryota; Fungi; Ascomycota; Eurotiomycetes; Eurotiales; Aspergillaceae. Gene Ontology annotation, cellular component: nuclear speck. Gene Ontology annotation, biological process: protein polyubiquitination; proteasome-mediated ubiquitin-dependent protein catabolic process. The record is from RefSeq and is a predicted model, not a curated record. The transcript is spliced from 7 exons. Gene Ontology annotation, molecular function: ubiquitin protein ligase activity. Bases 1 to 5646 code for a protein of 1881 amino acids.